AUGGAGAAGAUCUGCUCAGAAUGCUCAGACUCAACACUUGCACGGACCCUGUGUACACUCUGCAACAAGUGGUUGUGUUACCAGUGCACAGAUGUGCAUCAGCAUCCGAGAGCCCCUGCCACGUCCCAGUGCGCAGACCUGCACCAGCAGCAGAGGCCCGGUGCCCCCCAGUGUCCUGAGCAGCACCAGAGAGGCUCCAGCUCCGUGCCACCAACCGGACAAGGCCCGGGGUCGUACCCUUGCUCCCUCCUAAUGUGCCACUCUCACAGACAGGAGCCCUUGGAGCUGUUUUGCGAGUCAUGUGACCUUCUGUGCUGCAGCAGCUGUCACCUGUCCGCCCACAAAAAACACAGGGUGGUGCAGAUCGAGAAGGCCCUGCAGGAUCAGCAGUGGCUGUUUGAGAGCCUGAUGGUGCAGGUGGAAGAGCGGAGGUCUGCGGUGGAGAACAAUGCUAAAGAGAUAGAGGGCAGCCUUCAUGGGGUAAAGAUUGCACACAGGAAGGCCGAGAACCAGAUUAAAAUGGCCAAGAUGAUUAUGAUGAACGAGCUUAACAAACGAGCCAACCUAUUAAUAGAGCAACUGGAGAAAAUCUCAGAGGACUUUCAGCAGCGUCUGGACGACCAGCUGCAGGGGGCGAUAGAGAUGUGUGGCCAGCUCGACCACGUUCAGAAGUUCAUCACCUGGGCUACGACCCACCACUGCAGAGGCCCGGUGCUCUUCAGCAGGGCUCUGAUUUCACUCCAGAUGCAGCAGCUGUUGGAGCCAUCACUGCUCUCAGAGUCCUGGAGUCCCGUCAAAAUCAAAUUCAACUGGGAUGCAAGUUACUGGAUGAGGCACAUUUCCUCUUUAGGCCAGCUGACUGUUGAAGGGGGAAACUGCAUCUAUCCUCAGAGUUUGUCCUGCUCCAGUAUUUUGAGGCCUCAGCCGAUCCCCUGCUUGGCUCUGCCGCCUGUGUUUCCCAGACGAGAGCCAGGCUGUGGCUGCCAGUCCUGCUGUGAGCCCCAGAUGUGCUGCCUGCACGGCCACCCCUCUCAGCCAGAUCCUUCCAACCCGGACAAAAGUCAGGUGGAGGCCUCACUUUAUACCAGCCGCGUUCAGCCUGCUCUCAUCUCUGUCCCCCUGCGCCAGAGCCAGCAGCUCCAGAGGUGCUGGGACACAGAGAGCUCCUCACACCGGCCUCCCCCGAAAUCACCGGUCCCAUUCGUGACACCCGUCCAGCUCACCUGCGGCCGAGGAGCCACAUCCCUGCCGCAAGCCACCGACUCCCAACCCCACUCUCAGUCCAAAUCGUAUCUGUCUUAUCACUCGCACCAGAGAGAAGUUCUUCCAGGCAGCCAGGCUCUGCUGAGCGCAGACUGCAGCAGGUCCGGUCAGUGUCAGGGGAAGAUGUCGAUGAGCACGGCAGCGGUGGACAGAGAUGUGAUGACCGAGGAGAGCUGGGAGGAGAGAUGCAGAGUGGAGGAGACUUGUGGCCACGCAGCAGCAGGGGAAGGCAGAGAGUUGCUGGACGAGGAGCUGGAACAGGACAGGGAUGAGCAGAGUCCUGCCCCCCCGCAGCAGCAGCAGCAACAAUGUGUUCCUCCUACAGCAGAGCUGAGAAAAGAGCAGCAGAGGACCAGACCUUCACUGACACUCGGGGACCACAGGGAUGGCAGGAGAUCCACGUCCCUGGAGGUGCCGGCGACAGCCCACGACGGUGUGUCUGAUGUGCCGAGCAGCCGGCUCAGCCCCAGUUCAGCGUGCGGGAGGAGAACGCGGCGCUCCCAGAGCAUCCCGGCAGAACUGGCCCCCCCGUCCACCAGCCCUCACACCGAGAGGCCCACAGGAUGCAGCCACAUCCCAGAGGCAGGAAAGAAGUAUGCGGAUCCCAGACAGAGGAGAGCAUCAGACGGCGUGCUCUGUGUUGUCAAGGAAACUUCGUCUGACAUGGCCUCGCCCAGAAGCCACCGUUAUCCUCCACUGUCCUAUAAGACAGAGCCAGAUCAUUGUUUUACGUAUGUAGAUGAAGAGAUUGAUUGUGAGGCCAAGGAGAAGUGCAGGUUGUCGAGAAACGGCCACAACAGUAACGGGGAUGUUCACAAGGAGUCAGCGAGGCCCAGGGUUCCAGUGGUUUGCCUAGAGCGUCUGAAAAUACUGGUCUCUCGUCUCCCUCCACACGGACGACGGCAGAGUGACCCUCUACCUGCCGGCUCGAUGGAGAGGAGUGAAACGCUCCCACAGCCCAAAUUCUGGCAAGAUGCAAAGACUCAAAGGGUAUCUGGAGGCUCUGAGACCAGGAGGACCUCCCACUCGCUCACAGCGCCACUGUACGCUGCAGAGCGGCAAACUCGCAAUCAGUCCACCGCACAGUCAACCAACAGCGAGUUUGAGAGCCGAGGGAGAUUCAGCUCUCGUAAGGCCUCCACACCUCCCUCCACAGACCCCAAAUAUGUUUCACACAGUUACUCCCCACUGGAUCUGGACUCCGACUCUUAUCUUAAAUCGUUGUCGGAGGACGCAGCCGUUUCACCCGCUGAUCCCGACCCGCAGGUAGACUCAGAUACAUCACCGCCUGAUUCUGACCCAAACGCAGAGUCUUCAUCGGAGGCUGAGCUUGGAGAUCUGGCUGAGGAGAAAUCAGAGGCUGCAGGCGAGGACGGGCCCUGCAGUAAAACCGAUAUCGCAGGGGGUUCAGAGCCAAGUCUGGAAUAUGACGAGGACCCGGAAUCAGAGGGAGAGGUGGGAUCAGAGGACGGACAGGGGCUGGACGCUGACGCAGAAACAGAGUCUGACGUUCAGCCUGAGUAUGUUCCCCGUUUCCAGGCUGAGACCGACUCUAACGUAGCAUCCGAUCAGCCUCCAGACUCUCAGGAGUCAGAGCUUGAUGUUGAAUCGGAGGCUGAAUUUACAACUGACGAGCCGCAGCCGCUUCGCUCUGAUCUGGAGGAGGAGUCCCCCCCCAUCGGAACUUGUCAUAGGUCACUUCUGAUCGCAAACCCUCUUCCUCUGAGGGGGACGGACGACAUCCAGUCCGAGCAGGACGAAGCAGAGAUGGAGAGUGAGGACUUCUGUGCCGUGUGUCUGAUCGGAGGCGACCUGCUGUGCUGUGACCGCUGUCCCAAAGUCUUUCAUCUGUCCUGUCAUGUCCCAUCUCUGCUGACCUUCCCCACGGGCGACUGGGUGUGCAGCCUGUGCAGAGAUGUUGUGCAGCCAGAGGUUGAAUACGACUGUGAGAAUGAGAGAACGUCUGGAGAACACACGGUGGCACACGGACUGUCUGCAAGUGACCAGAGAAAGAGUGAGCGGCUGACUCUUCUGAUCCUCGGUAACGUCCUGAGCUCUCCCUUCCACGAGCCCGUCAGUCCACUCGCUCGUCAUUAUUACCAGAUCAUCAAGAGGCCAAUGGACCUGUCGGUGAUCAGAGCGAGACUCCAGAAGAGAAACGCUCGGCAUUACAACUCAGCAGAUCAGUUUGUCGCCGAUUUCUAUCUCAUGUUCCGCAACUGUGCAAAGUUCAACUACCCCGACUCGGAGGUGGCCCAGGCAGGCCGCAGCCUUGUGGCGUAUUUCACCUCCAAGCUGAAGGAAGUUUUCCCGGACCGAGUUUUCCCGGCGACGGAGGCGGACUCUGACAGCGACGAGUACGACGAGGCGUACAGAACCGCCGAGGGUGGUUUCCCCUGGCCCGACAAGAGGGAGCAGAGCCACAGGAAGAGGAAGAGGAGACACUCGCUCAAGUCGAGGAGACAAAACUUCUAACAAGAGGUGAAUGGAGGGCAGCUACAAACACAAUUAUGCUAGUAGAGUUUCAUUCAACUGUUUUUUUUUAAAUUGAGCAGUGUUUCCAUUCUGUAAUCUGAAAGAACCUGUUUUGGGGGGUUUUGCAGUAAUAUCCCAGUGCUGCCAUCUGAUGGCUGCUGGGACUUGGCGGAGUUAUAUGCGUUCUUCUGAGUACCAGUCGACUUUUUACUAUAUCAUAUCAUAUUUAGGCCAUUGAUGAUUUCCUCUGAUGCACUGGACAUUUCUUACUGUGUUUACAAUCAGUUAAUGUUGCUAUAUAUGCCGUGUACAUGACACAGAUGAUGCUGUGGUUGGAUGUUCAUGAAUCUCACUUUGCUUCUUUACUGAGUGGAACUUCUUCGAGCACUUUGAAACUUUGAUAUUAGUCAGUUCUGUAUUUAUUCGUAAAUGUUCGACAUAUUUAUACAUGUGUAACUGUACAGAACUUUAUUUUACUAUCAUAGGUUUGAUAUAGAUGAUAUAUGAUCGUUGAUAUAAUUGUGUGUCUUAGUAGCUUUUAUUUUGAAAAGCAGCAGUGAAUCCUGAGCGAGUGUAACUGGUGAUGGAGCUCAAACAGGGCUUUUGUAUUAUCAUGUUUGUCGAGGGAUUUACUGAAAUAUCUAGAUUAUAUUAUCCCAGAAAAUCUUUUGUUUUGCUUUUUAACCAUAGAUUAAAUUUGUGUAUUCGUUACGUAACUUCUCUAAUAUCUAAAUAUCUCAGGCUGAA
Limanda limanda (common dab) is the source of this 4485-nucleotide messenger RNA. It is a transcript of the gene trim66, whose product is annotated as tripartite motif containing 66. Gene Ontology annotation, molecular function: zinc ion binding; protein binding. The record is from RefSeq and is a predicted model, not a curated record. Bases 1 to 3738 code for a protein of 1245 amino acids. Lineage: Eukaryota; Metazoa; Chordata; Actinopteri; Pleuronectiformes; Pleuronectidae. The transcript is spliced from 17 exons.